This is a messenger RNA of Mesoplodon densirostris (Blainville's beaked whale), 816 nucleotides long. RefSeq names its product Spi-1 proto-oncogene (gene SPI1). The record is from RefSeq and is a predicted model, not a curated record. Gene Ontology annotation, cellular component: nucleus. The transcript has 5 exons. Lineage: Eukaryota; Metazoa; Chordata; Mammalia; Artiodactyla; Ziphiidae. Gene Ontology annotation, biological process: cell differentiation; regulation of transcription by RNA polymerase II. The coding region runs from base 1 to 816 and encodes 271 amino acids. Gene Ontology annotation, molecular function: sequence-specific DNA binding; DNA-binding transcription factor activity, RNA polymerase II-specific.
AUGUUACAGGCGUGCAAAAUGGAAGGGUUUCCCCUCGUCCCCCCUCAGCCAUCGGAAGAUCUAGUUCCCUAUGACACGGAUCUCUACCAACGCCAAACGCACGAAUAUUACCCCUAUCUCAGCAGUGAUGGAGAGAGCCACAGCGACCAUUACUGGGACUUCCACCCACACCACAUGCACAGCGAGUUCGAGAGCUUCCCCGAGAACCACUUCACGGAGCUGCAGAGCGUGCAGGCCCCGCAGCUGCAGCAGCUCUACCGCCACAUGGAGCUGGAGCAGAUGCACGUGCUCGACACACCCAUGGCGCCCACCCACGCCAGCCUUGGCCACCAGGUCUCCUACCUGCCCCGGAUGUGCCUCCCGUACCCCUCCCUGUCCCCGGCUCAGCCCAGCUCGGAUGAGGAGGAGGGCGAGCGGCAGAGCCCCCCACUGGAGGUGUCUGAUGGGGAGGCCGACGGCCUGGAGCCAGGGCCUGGCCUCCUGCACGGGGAGACAGGCAGCAAGAAGAAGAUCCGCCUGUACCAGUUCCUGCUGGACCUGCUGCGCAGUGGCGACAUGAAAGACAGCAUCUGGUGGGUGGACAAGGACAAGGGCACCUUCCAGUUCUCGUCCAAGCACAAGGAGGCGCUGGCGCACCGCUGGGGCAUCCAGAAGGGCAACCGCAAGAAGAUGACCUACCAGAAGAUGGCCCGCGCGCUUCGCAACUACGGCAAGACGGGCGAGGUCAAGAAAGUGAAGAAGAAGCUCACCUACCAGUUCAGUGGGGAGGUGCUGGGCCGCGGGGGCCUGGCUGAGCGGCGCCACCCGCCCCACUGA